AUGUACAGCUACUACGGAGGAUGGCUGGCGCCGAACAUUUUCUUUUUGGGAUAUUCUGGAGUUGUUAAUGUUGGUGGACUUCGCAUUGCGGGCGUCUCCGGCAUUUACAACGAACAGCACUACCAUCUCGGCCACUUUGAAAAACCCCCCUACAGCGAAAGCACCAGCCGCAGCGCUUACCACGUGCGGGAGUUUGAGUUGCUGAAGCUGCACUGUAUUGAGGGCCACGUGGACAUAAUGCUGAGCCACGACUGGCCGGAGGGCAUCUACAACUACGGAGACAAGCAAACUGAAGAGCCCCGCAUUCUUCCCAAGGGGCCCCCCUUGGUGAGGCGCGUCGAGGAGGAGAUUUCUUUGGACCUUGACGAACUCUGA
This is a messenger RNA of Eimeria necatrix, 375 nucleotides long. Its product is annotated as serine/threonine protein phosphatase, putative. Lineage: Eukaryota; Apicomplexa; Conoidasida; Eucoccidiorida; Eimeriidae. The record is from RefSeq and is a predicted model, not a curated record. The transcript has 4 exons. Gene Ontology annotation, biological process: mRNA splicing, via spliceosome. Bases 1 to 375 code for a protein of 124 amino acids. Gene Ontology annotation, cellular component: nucleus. Gene Ontology annotation, molecular function: RNA lariat debranching enzyme activity.